Debaryomyces fabryi is the source of this 1617-nucleotide messenger RNA. Its product is annotated as DUF4451 domain-containing protein. NCBI's taxonomy places the organism in Eukaryota, Fungi, Ascomycota, Pichiomycetes, Serinales, Debaryomycetaceae. The transcript has a single exon. Bases 1 to 1617 code for a protein of 538 amino acids. The record is from RefSeq and is a predicted model, not a curated record.
AUGAAUAAUAAUAUACAAAACUCUAGCCAUAUUCGUAUUAAUGAGUUGAAGCAAAGAAAAAUUGAUCCUCUUGCCAAGAUUGUUGAUAAUACAAAUUUACAUGGAAGAUACCCUAAAUCCGACGACAUUAAAUUAAAUUCAUCAGGUAUUGGUAGUUACCAUGAUGUAUACGCAAGCAGAAGUAACCCCGAAUUGGGAUACUCCAAUGAAUCAAUAAGUUCAGCUAUACUGAAUGAAAUGAUUCCUGCUUUGGAUAAUUCUACAUUGCCUUCAAUGUAUGUGACAAAAGAGAUUUCGCAGCCAUCUUUAUCGAGCGGUUCCAAUCCACGCUCUUUGCUUGAUGGUAUAUCAAGCUACGAAGAUUAUCGAGAAGAUUCAAAGCAAAGAGCGAAUAGUUUUGACAAUGAUAGAACUAUUUAUGAAUUUGCCAAUGAAGUUUUUGAGCCAGAAGAAAUAUAUGAUGGUAAUUUUGAACAAGUUUCCACUCUCUGGGGUAUUGAGAAUAAUAAGUUCGGUCACAAUGAUGUGAAGGCAACGGAUAAUUAUCAUUAUGACCAGAAGGAAUGUAUGGGUCGUUUGAACAUGAUGAAUUCGACGACAGACUCUAUAGAAAGUUUAGCCACGAAUGAAUAUAAUGAAAAGCAAGUCGAGUACUCUCCAGUACCAAAAUUUAAACAAGAAUUAUACUUAACAGAAGAUUCUAUGACUAAAAAAGAGAAAAAAGGUAAAGAUAUAAAAAAUAGAAUGGUCUCUGACAGAUUUAGGUUGACAUGUGUGAACGAUCACAUCAAAAUAUCAAUUAAGGAAUCAAGCAUACAAUGCUUAUCAAUUACCAUUGACUACAAUGGAUAUACAGGAAGACCCAUAGGGGCACCACUAAUGAAUAAUAAUUUGAAGAAUGAGGCGAUUAAUCUUAAUACAAAACAAUCGGCGGAUGUGAAAUUAAUCGAAGUCAUAAAAACAGAGUCUCUGAUGAUCCAACCUCCUCCCAUGUCAACAUUAUGGCAAAGAGUCAAAUAUUCCAGAGAUAUAAGCGAGCUAGAAGAUACGAUAACGAACAUUGUGUACAAAAAAAGCUCAAUUUACGAUUUGAAUAAUCCUUAUGAACCUCAGUAUUACAGAUUUGAGUUGGACGAGUUUGGUGAUUUAGUUAAUGAAAGCAAGUGUGGAAUGUGUGCUUACUGUGAAAAAGUCAAGUUUCUACCAUUCAAGAAUUCUAGUUACUUGUCUCAUCUAACAUUAGAGCAUGGAAUUUUCUCCAAUAACUAUUUGACUCCAGAAGGAGUUUGCUAUGGUAGAUAUCUUAUCACCAAAAAUUCUCAUAUUUACGACAGUGAUACUACUCCAAAUUCUGAAAGCCCCGAAGAUACCAAUGGUAACAUAAUAAAAAAGCGAACAUCCCACAAACCUCGUAUAACCGAGGCUCUUGCAUGUCCUGCUUGUUACGAAAUUAUAGAAGUUGGAUGCUGGAAGAUGAAAUCAAACCCUUUAUUGAGCUAUUUUAGGCAUUUCAAGAAACACCACAAAAAUCUUACAACUCAACGGGCAAACUUCCAAACAAAUCCUUUAUUAACAAUAUCAAAAAGGGGGAGAAAGCUACAGAUAUUGGAGUCUUAA